UAGUGGAAGCUGUUCAAGGUCAUCAGAAUGAAGAGCAUUAUUGUGUUAUGUUUUUUGGCAUUAGUUGCAUUUGCCGCAGCUCGCCCGGAUAAAUACACAGACCGUUUCGACAAUAUUAACAUUGACGAGAUUUUGAGUAACCGAAGGUUAUUAACAGCUUACAUUUCGUGUGUGCUUGAAAAGGGCAAAUGCACUAACGACGGACGUGAAUUAAAAUCUCACAUUAAGGAUGCAUUGGAAAACCGCUGUGAGAAAUGUACCGAGGUUCAACGUAAUGGAACAAGAACUGUUAUCCGCCAUUUGAUCAACAACGAACAGGGUUACUGGGAUCAACUCGUCGCUAAAUACGACCCACAACGUAAAUAUGUUGCCAAAUAUGAGAUGGAACUCAGGGCUAUCAAAGCGUAAAGAGAAUAAAUAUGGGAACCUCUUUGAUAGAGGUUAGAUAUAACUUAGUGUUACAUCUACAUUGUGUUGAAGUAAAGACUUAUCUAUAAAUAUUUGCCGCUAUGAAUAUAAAUAAACUUAUUUUUAAUUAAUCAAAAAAAAGAUUAUCGCUAUAAUGAUGACGGAAAAAGGUAAACCUUUGUUUAACUAAACGAAAGAAGGCCGAAACUGUUUGUAAUGAAAAGUUAACUUUGUUCAAAUAUUAAAAGUACGAUUUUUCUUAUUUAGCAUUAUUUUAUUUUUCAAUUUACUGUUGUGUUAAUUGAAUUUAAACAAAAUUCAAUUAACAAAACAUUGAAUAUUAACCGGAAAAUAGAA
Molecule: messenger RNA, 765 nt
Organism: Nymphalis io (European peacock)
Lineage: Eukaryota; Metazoa; Arthropoda; Insecta; Lepidoptera; Nymphalidae
Product: allergen Tha p 1-like
Exons: 3
Coding region: 28-408 (126 amino acids)
Source: RefSeq, a predicted model, not a curated record